AUCAAACGACGGAUGUGACUAACAAGAACAGACGAUCAAGCCUAUUGAGUUUUCAGUGAUGCCCUGAAAGUAUAUUCCAUAAUGGUGACAGCCUCUAUACAGGAUUAAGAACCAGGCAUCGUCCUGGCUGAUUGGAGUAUAAGAUUAAAGCAACUCCGAUGUUCAAUGUUAUGAAUUCUCGGCAUAGAGUUGCGUAAUAACAUUUUAUUUUAAAAUCAGGUUAGUCGGAUGUGCUACUCCAGGUUAUUUUAGAACAUUUUCAUCCAUAGUGUGCAGAUAGACAUCACACAGCCCUUAUUGGAUAAGCACCUUGCUCGUUCCAAAAGAUUUGCGCAGGAGGUACGAGCAGAGCGACAUAUAUAAAGGAUGAUGAAGGUUCUAUCAUCAACUGAUCGAACCAUGAAGCUCGUCUUAGCCAUUUGCUACAAUCUUCUUCUUCUAAUUACGGAGAUUCGAGCUGAUGACAGUUCUAAAAGCUCGGAAUCGAAGGAAGAAUACGAUGAUACUGGCAUAUUUCGGAUAUGGCCCUCUUACUACGGAUAUGCUGAUGACAGUUCUAAAAUCUUGGAAUCAAAGGAAGAAAACGAUGAUAGGAUAUGGCCCUCUUCCGAAUAUGAACAUCCUGGUAACGCCGGAGGGACAGCGCAGGAGGAAGUUGAUGAGCAACCGGAAAAUGAAAGUCCGCAAACGCCAAGCACCAGCUUCAACGAAGAAAGUGCUAGCACCCCAUUCACGAGGACAGAUCAGAGUAGCAGUGUUUCUUUUGGGACAGUUAGUGUCACCACAUUCGGAAGUACCACACUGUAUAGAAAAUCUAGUGAAAGCAGUGACAAUGAUGGCGAAAUCGAUAAAGGCACUAGCGACGGUGAAGAAAAUGAGACGGACGGUGAAGAAAAUGAGACGGACAAUGAAGAAAACGGUGAGGGAGGUGGGCGUACAUCACCUAUGGUAACCAUGGCAACGAUAACAUCGGAUAGCGGAAAACGGGAUUUUUUCCCACUCCAACCUCUUUCGGGGAGACCUUGUUUCGUAAUUGGAAAUCAAAACGAACCAUUCUGCAAAUGCACUUCACCUCCGCCCCGAUUACCAAAAUUUCCCAUAUGUUCGCAACGGUAUUCCAGGCCGGGUGAAAUGAAAAGCAGCAGACGGCAUGGCGAUUGCGAUAUCUUCUGUGUAUGCUGGAUUUUGGCGUUCGUUGGAGUUGUGAUCGGCGCGGUAUGCAAAGUAUCGAUGAACAGAAAGACCCACUUCUAAAUGUCAUCUUGCCAGAAUAUUAAGAUGUACUUUUUUCAGUACAGAUAAUAGUUACACCCUUCCUGACAUUCCAAGUGCCAUUUCCAUUCUAAAACAUAGACUCUGAGGUACUGUAACUUUUGCAAUACUACUGUCUGACUAGAAUUUAUGACACAGAUCUGUAUCACUCUCCGUAUCUUUUUUUUUUUUUUUUUUUUUUUUUUUGGGGGGGGGGUGGCGUUCCGUUUCAACUCUUUCUGUUGUAACUUUUGAUAACUUCUCUGAAGUACAUGGGGCCUGUUUCAUGACACUUGUUAUAUUAACAUUUUUUUUUCAAUAACAGUUUUGAUAACUUCUCUGAAGUACAUGGGGCCUGUUUCAUGACACUUGUUAUAUUAACAUUUUUUUUUCAAUAAAAGUUCAGAACUGAAAGCAAAUGAUUUGAUUGGCUGAUCAUAGUGCACUUGUUAUAUAGAAUUUGUGCAGGUUUUUAAAAAUAUUCAUGAAACAGGGCCCUUAUUUGAUUAUCAUCUAAUUUGAUAGUUUAUAAAAAUCAGUAUGAAAGAACAGACCCUGCUUGAAACUUCAAUCAACCAAAUCUAGUGCACAUAGCAAAAGUAAACCAUAUUGUCAUCAUAUUCAUGUAUACUGUGUGGCAAAACCAGUCAAUUGUGACUGACUGUCAAACAAAAAGUAGAAAAAUAGUUGUUUAAACGACAAUGGCCUUUAAUUACUACACGAUUACUUCACAGUCAGGUCUUUACAGCUGCAAAUUUAGAACAAAAGGUUGUAUCGACUAGCUAUAAAAAUAACCAAAUCAGUAAUUAAAACAUUAAAUACACUUUAAAAAUAUUGGGUUAAAAUGCUCCAUGAGGGUAAUUAUGUGUCCAUCCAACAUUGGGCAUUUUUAUUUAUCCAGUGUGAUGAAAAUUUUGCCCAUUCUAAAGUAAUUACUGCUUAUUUCUUAACCUUACUGAACGAUAUGCUUCCCGCAUCGGGUAAAAUACUUCCCAAAAUUGGUUGGACACAUAAUACCCUCGUGCUGGUCAAAAUUUUACCCAAUAUUUUUAUGGUUUAGACUAUGACCUAAAACGGGAUUUUUGUGUCGAGGAUGAUGUCCUUCCUAAAAGCCUCCGCUCUUCAUUGUCAUGUUGGACCCCUGACAUGUGCGUGGUACCACGAUCAACAAACGGGUGUCAUCUGUAAAUUGAUGAGGGGGGUCAAAAAGACUUACAAAAUAAAAAUGGUAGGAACAUUACAUACUUUCUCACUCUUCAUUUCGAUUUGACGAUCCCGUUGACUGGUUAAACAUGUCAACCCGGUUGGUGUUUCAUCAACAUUUUUCUGACAACUCUACUUGAUUUUGAUUGGCUGAGAUGUGUAUACGGACCCAUCACAAUGCCUUCACCACAUGGCGAGAUGCUUUAUCUGGCCAUGUCAAAUUAAUAGCCUUAUUAUGUCAACAUGGCGAGUUGUUUCAUCUUGCCAUGUCGACUUAAUAGCUUAAUUAUGUCGACAUGGUGAGAUACGUUAUCUUGCCAAGUUUUUAAAAAUUGCAUGUUGACACGAGUUACUUUUUCUUGCCAAGUCGACUUUCUGUUUUUAAAAAGUAAUACGUUAACAUGGCGAGAUAACUCUUUAUAUUUCGACACGGCAAUAUAAAAUAUAUCGCCAUGUUGACAUUAACCUUAUAUAACUCGACUUGACAAGAUAACAUACUUCGCCAUGUCGACAUGUCAUUUUACAAUAUAAAGGCAUUUGUUUCGGAAUGCGACCCCCCCCC
Messenger RNA from Lytechinus pictus (painted urchin), 3016 nucleotides. RefSeq lists its product as uncharacterized. The transcript has 5 exons. The coding region runs from base 367 to 1254 and encodes 295 amino acids. The record is from RefSeq and is a predicted model, not a curated record. NCBI's taxonomy places the organism in Eukaryota, Metazoa, Echinodermata, Echinoidea, Temnopleuroida, Toxopneustidae.